AUCAGAAGUUCUGAUUUGUGAGGGGUUCAAUUACUCUCUCUAAUGUUUUCAUAAUCUCAAGAGUACUUAUCUUCUACAAAAGUUACGAUGCAUUCGUUGAUGCUUUCAUCAAAAUUGGCCGAAGUUCUGAUCUAUAGUGGAAAAACAGCAAGGAGUUUUCCACUAUGCAAAGCAUUCGUUUCAACGUCAAGGCCCUUACAGGGAAAAGAAGAGGCAGAGCAAUGCCAAAAGGUGAAAGAAGCAGCAGAGGCGGUGAAGGAAGGAGCACAGGCGGUAAAAGAAACCACCGAGUAUAUCCAAGAUGUCGCUUCUACUACGGCUAACCGUGUGAGUAAGAUGACAAAGGAUGUGACCGAGAAAGUUACUGAGACAACGGAUUCUAUCACUGAGAAAGCUAAAGGAUCUGUAUCUGGAGUUUUGGGCACAGCCAAAAACGCUACUGAUAUCAUCAAAAAUAAAAUUCUUGGUGGUGAUUAGUUAUACUUAUAUAAAUAUUUAAUAUGUUUACUUAUGUUUCAAUAAAAUUAGUAGUAUUCAAAAUAUUUGUAAACUUUAUUUGGCAACGAAUGCUUCAAUGAUAUUUCUGACUAUUUGGGUUUUUUUUUUGAGCUGUACGAGAUGAAACUUUCAUAUACAGUUCUACGAGUAUUCAGGAAAUGAACUGUUUAUCCAACGAUAAACCUAAUUCAAUUACAGAACUAUAAGAUUUUUAAUAUAAAUCAUAACCGUCUAACUUUGGUUUAUUUUCUUAUACUAGUUUCGUUUCUUAAAAGCUGAAAAAUUAGAAAGCUGAACUCAUAUAUUUAAAUAAUGGAAACCAAACCAAAUAUUUUUUAUAGAUUAUCUGACCAUCUUUAAUCUACCUCAGCUUUUGUAGCAUAAUAAUGCAAAUACGAUGUAUUGUGUCUUGAAAGAUGAUUGAUACUUGUGUUGGAAGGAAGAAUGAAAUGACUUAUUUUAAUUGAUUUGGUUGAGUAAAGCUGUAAAGGUAAUUACUUUUUAGAAAUGGUUAAUGUGUUAUCCAUCGCUGUACGAUCAUUCAAUGUUAAAUUGUUAAGUGAUACUAGAUCAAUAUUUAUGUUCCACAGAGUUGUUAUAAACGUAAUUUUUCUUUACAUAUAUAUAUAGAGAAUUUUACACAUAUCUAGGAUUAUUAAAAGCCUAUAUCGCUUUAAGUUGUAGACAAUAUAUGGUCCCCUAACUCAUCUGUUAAUUAGUUGUAAAUAAUCAUAAUUAGUCUCAACAAAAUCCUAUGAUGGUGAAAAUAAAAGGUUAUCAUUAUCUGUCGGAACAUUUUGUCUGUGAUUUUGAUACUUCUUUUUGUCAUGUGUAAGCACAUGGAGCCGAUUAAGCGUGUUUAAGCUUCUCUUGCUUUUCAUGUUAAGGAUCAACUUUCCAAUGCAAAAAGCCAAAUAAAAAAUAGAUAUGUUAAUUUUUCUUCCCAACAAAAGAUAUGCUUUUAAAAGAAAAAGGAAUACGUGUUAAUCAAUACUUAUAAUAUGGGUUUAAUACACAAAAGUAGACUAAGUUUAGGAUUAAUAUAAAUUCACUAAAACCAUCUCUAAUGUAAUUCUCUAUUUUUACCUCUAAAAUAGAAGAACUCUAUAAUAGAAGUGGUUUUUAUUCCAAUGUAUUUCUCUAAAAUUGAGAUCUCUACAUAUAGAGCAAAAUAUAGAGGAAUGUUAUUUCUUCCUCUAUAAAUAGACGAGAAAAUAGCAAUCCCUAUUUUAGAGGCAAAAAUAGAAAUGAGUUGGAGUGGUUUUGCCUCUAAAUGCUAUUAUACAGGUAGAAAUAGAAGUGGGUUGAAGAUGCUCUAACAGGCUAUCACGGUCUCUAUAAUUUUAUAAUGCAUACUACUAUUCACUAGCGUUUUUGAUAAUUUAUUUCUUAUGAUGCUUGUUGCAUAAGCAAUUUGAAUAUGAUAUUUUUUCCUAAAGGUUAAUGUGGUUGGAAGGCAAAACGGUAAAACAUUUGCGGGUGAUAGUCUGAUAGAUAGCUGGGUAUUCGAAUCUGUCGCAAUUAAAGCUUUUCUAGUGUUGUCAAAAUAACAGUAAUGUAAAGUUUUUAUAAACCGCCAAUUAGUAUUGGUUGCUUGCUUCUAAAGCUAAAAUGUACCAAUCAUGACAAGUUACAACAACAUGGUGGGAAAAAGCUAACAAAUCCAGCAAACAAAGAAAAGUAGAAAGUUUCACAAAUCAUUUAGACCCUAUAUUAAAUUAUAAACCUCAAGAAAUACACGAAAGAUACGAAAAGACAGCAUAUUCUUGUUUUUUUUCUUGGUAAUGACAGAGACAAUGGAAGAACAACCUGAGUUUAUCAGACAGAACCAACAACACUUCGGGACUUUCUCUUUUACAUGAAAGGUUGUUUUUCCCCCUUUACUUGUGUUAACUUGCGGUUGAAGCAAGCAAACCCGAGGUUGAGAAAAAUCGAUACAAAACACACA
This is a messenger RNA of Brassica rapa (field mustard), 2446 nucleotides long. RefSeq lists its product as uncharacterized. The record is from RefSeq and is a predicted model, not a curated record. Lineage: Eukaryota; Viridiplantae; Streptophyta; Magnoliopsida; Brassicales; Brassicaceae.